Medioppia subpectinata is the source of this 583-nucleotide messenger RNA. Lineage: Eukaryota; Metazoa; Arthropoda; Arachnida; Sarcoptiformes; Oppiidae. The record is from the annotation of a GenBank genome assembly.
CUCUAUAUAUCACACUCGACUCUUGCAGUCAACCCCAUUGUCUGCGGAUCAGGACAUCAUGUUAUUGGCUGAUAUAUCAGUUCCCGAAUGCGUUUUCCCGGUGCAGAGAAUAAUCCUAUUCUGGAAAGUAGUUGAUCCGCGAAUACUGUUCCCAUUGAAUAACUCAUUGUUGAGGCAUUCAAUCUCGUAUGAGAUUAAGCCCAACUCUGUGCCCACCGAUCGGGCCAUCGAUAUCUAUUUGAGCGCAUUCUUAGGCCAUCGACACAACGAGACGAGUGGCGCUCGCUUUACAUUUGUCUCGUCGAAAGCACCCCUCAAAGCCAGUAUAGCCAACGGUUCCACUAAAAUAACCAUUGGCUCCAAAAGUGGUGCCUUUCGGUUGUGGUCCACGAACUCUAAAUCAAAUCGAAGUCUAGUCUAUCAGUGGAGUUGUCACGAGAGCCGAACAGCGCAACCCUGUUAUCACUAUUUUGGACCAAACAAUGUACUCAGCAAAAAGAGUCCUUUACUUAUCGAUCGGACUCUUCAGACCCAACCCGUACUCGAGUUGGACUCGACUUUCUUUCAGCCAAACAAACAGUUU